Messenger RNA from Schizophyllum commune H4-8, 2154 nucleotides. Its product is annotated as DEAD-domain-containing protein. NCBI's taxonomy places the organism in Eukaryota, Fungi, Basidiomycota, Agaricomycetes, Agaricales, Schizophyllaceae. The transcript is spliced from 4 exons. The record is from RefSeq and is a predicted model, not a curated record. Gene Ontology annotation, molecular function: RNA helicase activity; ATP binding; RNA binding. The coding region runs from base 101 to 2059 and encodes 652 amino acids. Gene Ontology annotation, cellular component: nucleus.
CCUCCGCGAAAUUUGCCUGUGCUCCCCCAGACUCUCCGUCUAACCACCAUCUUCCCCUCACUCUGCAAAAAAUCAUCUUACAUUCCGUCUCUUUCUUAAUAUGAGCAAUGGAAUCGUGAACAACUCGACUGGUCUCGAGGGCAGCUUCGCUUCUCUCGGUCUCAGCAAAACGGCCUAUGUUCCUCCCCACAUGAGGAAUUCGCAGCGGGCUGCAUCUACGAACGAGGAUGUUCGUUUCAGGUCCGACGCUCCCCCUCGCACCAGCACCCCCGGCUCAGGCCGUGGUGGUUUCACUCCCGGUGGAGACAGGCCGGCGUCCUUUAACAACAAUCGUUCCUUCUCCGGGCCUGGUCGCCCCCCUUCCCAAAACUGGUCCAGUGGCGGCGGCGGCGGUGAGCGCGGCGGCGCCAUCGGCUUCGGCGCGUGGCGCGACGGCAAGCACGUUCCCGGCGGUCGUAACGCCCGCCUCGAGAAGGAGCUCUUCGGUGACGUCGGCGAUGUUACCAAGCAGCAGACCGGUAUCAACUUCGAGAAGUACGACGACAUCCCCGUUGAGGCCACGGGCGCUGGCGUCCCCGAGCCCGUACUCGAGUUCACCAACCCUCCCUUGGACCCCGUUCUUUUGGAGAAUAUCGCUAUGGCGCACUACACGACGCCUACCCCUGUCCAGAAGUAUUCGAUCCCCAUCGUAGCUAACAACCGUGACUUGAUGGCCUGCGCGCAGACGGGUUCCGGUAAGACCGGUGGUUUCCUGUUCCCCAUCCUGUCGGCGUCCUUCGCCGCUGGACCCGCGCCCACCCCCGAUCAGGGUGCGAGCUACGGCCGCCAGCGCAAGGCCUACCCUACGGCUCUUGUCCUCGCGCCGACUCGUGAGCUCGUCUCGCAGAUCCACGAGGAGGCCCGCAAAUUUGCCUAUCGUUCCUGGGUGCGCCCUUGCGUCGUGUACGGUGGUGCCGACAUCGGUCAGCAGCUCCGCACCCUCGAGCGUGGCUGUGACCUGCUUUCUGCCACUCCUGGUCGUCUCGUCGAUCUUAUCGAGCGUGGCCGUAUCAGCCUUGCCAACAUCAAGUACCUCGUGCUCGAUGAGGCCGAUCGCAUGCUUGACAUGGGUUUCGAGCCGCAGAUUCGCCGUAUCGUCCAGGGCGAGGACAUGCCCGGUGUUCAUGAGCGUCAGACCCUUAUGUUCAGCGCCACCUUCCCCCGCGACAUCCAGCUGCUCGCCAAGGACUUCCUGAAGGACUACAUCUUCCUGUCCGUCGGCCGUGUCGGUUCGACCUCCGAGAACAUCACGCAGAAGAUCGAGUUCGUUGAGGACCCUGACAAGCGCUCCGUCCUGCUCGACAUCCUCAGCGCGAACCAGGCGCCGGCUGCCAACGGCGGCAACGGCAUGGGUCUGACGCUCGUCUUCGUCGAGACCAAGCGCAUGGCCGAUGGCCUGUGCGACUUCCUUCUGUCGCACCGCAUGCCCGCCACGUCCAUCCACGGUGACCGCACCCAGCGCGAGCGUGAGAUGGCGCUCAACACCUUCCGCUCCGGCCGCACGCCCAUCCUCGUCGCGACCGCCGUCGCCGCCCGUGGUCUCGAUAUCCCCAACGUCACCCACGUCGUCAACUACGAUCUGCCUGGCGACAUCGACGACUACGUCCAUCGCAUCGGUCGUACGGGUCGUGCCGGUAACACGGGUGUCUCCACCGCGUUCUUCAACCGCUCGAACCGCAACAUCGUCCGCGAGCUCGUCGAGCUCCUCCGCGAGGCCAACCAGGAGGUCCCGCAGUGGCUCGAGAGUGUCGCGCACGAGGUCGCGUUCGGCUCUGGCGGCGGAGGCUACCGCGGCGGUCGUGGUCGCGGUCGCGGUGGCGGCCGUGGCAGCAGCACUGGUGGUCGCGACUACCGCUUCUCCAGCGGUGGUGGCGGCGGCGGUGGCUUCAGCGGCGGCUACAGCGGUGGUGGAGGCUACUCUGGCGGAGGUGGCUACGGUGGAGGUGCUCCGCGCUACGGCGGCGGUGGAGGCGGUGGAGGCUACAGCGGUGGUGGUGGUGCUGCCGGUGGCUGGUGGUAAAUCCAUCCACCGCCCUCCAGCUACCCAGCUGCUGCUCGGUCUCACGCAUAUCCUAUGCCUCCCCUCCUUUGUGUUCAUGACCCCGGAUCCCCUUA